ACUUAUAAAUAGGACCUACAAAUAUAACUACGGCUUUUAUAUCUAAAUACUCAGUGUUUGAAGUGUUUGCAACGAUGGCUUCAAAAAUCUUUUUGACACUUCCAAGCGGACAAAAAAUGCCGGUUCUUGGUUUAGGAACGUGGCAAGCAAAAGACGAUGCAGAGAUUGAGACAGCCAUUAACACAGCACUGGAAUUAGGAUACCGUCACAUAGACACAGCAUGGUCCUAUGAAAACGAACGAGCUAUUGGCAGAGUCUUGAAACAAUGGUUAACCUCUGGGAAACUCAAACGAGACGAUUUAUUUAUUACCACAAAACUACCACUGGUGGCAGUACAUCCGGAUCGAGUUGAUGCGUUCAUGAAAAAGUCUUUGGAAAAUCUACAACUAGAUUACGUGGACUUAUAUUUGAUACAUUUCCCAGUUGGUUGCAAAUAUAAGGAAGGUAAUGUGAGGCCGUACUAUGAUGACAAAGGCGAGGUUGUGACUGAAGGAAAAACAGAUCAUGCAGCUGUGUGGAGGAAAAUGGAAGAACAAGUAGAAGCAGGACGUGCUAAAAAUAUUGGUCUUUCGAAUUAUAACAUUGCACAAAUUUCGACGGUACUGAAGACGGCAAAAAUAAAACCCGCGAAUUUACAAGUAGAAAUGCAUGUGUAUCUACAGCAAAAAGGACUUGUUGAUUUCUGUCAUAAGAAUGGAAUAACGGUCGUUGCAUACUGUCCUGUCGCAAACCCAUCGUUUGCACAAAUUUUCGAACGACUGGGAAAAGAUUCUAAACAUUUACCUAAUAUUUUUGCCGAUCCUGUGAUUGCCAAAAUUGCUGAAAAGCAUAAGAAAACGCCAGCACAAGUUGCUUUGAGGUUUCUUCUACAAGUAGGGGUUUCUCCAAUUCCGAAAAGCGUCACACCAAAAAGAAUAGAAGAGAAUAUGAAUGUUUUUGAUUUUGAGUUAGACGAAGAUGAUAUGAAAUCUUUAAAUGCUUUAGAAAAAGGAGAGAAAGGUCGACUAGCUAAUUUUGGAUUGUUAAUGUCUGGCAUGGACAAACAUCCAGAUUUUCCAUUAAAAUAACGUACAGUGUUUAUUUAAAUUUAAAAUAAAUAUUAAAUUCGAAUAA
Messenger RNA from Zophobas morio, 1113 nucleotides. Its product is annotated as 1,5-anhydro-D-fructose reductase-like. The coding region runs from base 75 to 1067 and encodes 330 amino acids. The transcript is spliced from 5 exons. Gene Ontology annotation, molecular function: oxidoreductase activity. Lineage: Eukaryota; Metazoa; Arthropoda; Insecta; Coleoptera; Tenebrionidae. The record is from RefSeq and is a predicted model, not a curated record.